This is a messenger RNA of Trichosurus vulpecula (common brushtail), 1798 nucleotides long. RefSeq names its product SRY-box transcription factor 15 (gene SOX15). Gene Ontology annotation, biological process: positive regulation of transcription by RNA polymerase II; negative regulation of transcription by RNA polymerase II; cell differentiation. The transcript has 3 exons. Gene Ontology annotation, molecular function: RNA polymerase II cis-regulatory region sequence-specific DNA binding; DNA-binding transcription factor activity, RNA polymerase II-specific. The record is from RefSeq and is a predicted model, not a curated record. The coding region runs from base 982 to 1635 and encodes 217 amino acids. NCBI's taxonomy places the organism in Eukaryota, Metazoa, Chordata, Mammalia, Diprotodontia, Phalangeridae.
CCCUGCCUCCUGCUGUGACUCAGGAAUGCCCCUCCCUAGGGGUUGAGAUCUGGGCCCAAGGCAAGGCACUGCCUUAAUGGGUUUGGUUUAUUUUGGGGUCCCCUCAGGCCAGGGCUGGGCCCGGCCAUGAGAAGAUGGGGCACAAGGUGAGACUCCUCACCCCACCCCACCCCCAGCUUUCCCAACAAUGGCUCUGCGGUUCCUAUGGCCAACCUUCCUCUCCCCAGUUGCCCUGACAACAGAAAUGGCUCCCGUAGGGUUAGGAUAAUCCUCGGCACCAGAGAAAUUCGGAGUCAUGGAUUGAGCUAAGCUAGGGUGAUUCAGGAAGAGAAAUUACCUUAAACUUUCCCUCCAAAUCUUCCCCAGACGCACUCUGGGUCGGAGAAGCCAUUCGGAAGGGGCCAAGAGAGAGAAGGCUGUGUUGUACCGCUGUACCCCUCAUCCAGCAUUGAUCAAGGGAAUUCGUGACCUAAAAUUACUCAAGGAAGGGAAAUAAAAUGCAGCGGGCGCUGGGAGGAGAGUCUCCUGGACUAGAGCUAGGGUUAGGGAGUGGAGCCCUGAGAAAUGGGGGCUGGGAAGAGUAAACCUGAGCACGCUGCGGGGCGGAGGAAAGGGAGCAGGGGAGGCCCUGGAGUAGGGCGGGGUCCCAGUUUAAAAGCCUUUCCCGGGUCUGACCGGCCUACUACUGGCACUUGCCGCGCCCCACACCCCCCAGGGUGAUUCGAAUAAGGCAGCCUCGGAAACACGCCGAAACCCAGAGCAGUACUGGCCCCGGGAAGCAAGGGCUGCAGGGCCUGAGAAGCACACCCUCGUACCUUAGCGAAGUACUUGGAAGGCUGGAGACCCUGAAUUUGGGAAAGAGCCUGAAGGAACACUGUGGAGGCAGGGGCCAGCUACCUGCUGCUGGCUCUCUGGCUCUGCGAGUGGCCAUACACCUCUAUAUCAAAGACAACGGAUUUGGGGACAAGGUUAACCAUCCCCAUGGCGCUGCCCCGGUCUUCUCCACAUCAGGCCUGGGACCUGACACUCCCUGCUCCCACUGCUUUCGCAUCCUCCACGUCCCGUCCCUCGGAGUCCGAGAGCCCAGGGAUUCCCGGGGAGACUCCCCCGAAGGUGAAGCGGCCCAUGAACGCAUUCAUGGUGUGGAGCUCGGGCCAGCGUCGCCAGAUGGCGCAGCUGCACCCCAAGAUGCACAACUCGGAGAUCUCCAAGCGCUUGGGCGCGCAGUGGAAAUUGCUCGGGGAAGCUGAGAAGCGACCCUUCGUAGAAGAGGCGAAGCGUCUCCGGGCGCGGCACCUGCGCGAGUAUCCCGACUACAAGUACCGGCCGCGCCGCAAGACCAAGAACACCAAUCUGGGCCACGAAUGUCUGGGGCUGGCCAGGGCGGGCAGGGGCAGCGGCAACCACGGUGCUGAGCCGGGCUGGGAGACGGGGUGCUUUGGCUACCAGCCCCAGAACCCUUCUUCCUCCUAUCUGGCCGAAGGCUGCGGAGCUCAUCACUGUAAACCAGAGGCCCUUUCCCUUUGUUCCCUUCCUCUUGGAGCUCCACUCCAAGGGGAGCUUUUGAAUCCCUACAACCCUUAUUCCCCUGGCCCCACCUCCUACAAUCCUCCUCUCCUGGGUCCCACCCCCUGAUCCACCUCUAAUACCCUAGGGUCCAGGGGCCACGAAAUGCCGGGGAUGUGCCUCUCUAGUCCUUCACUCAGACCCCCUCCCUUAACAGCAGUAUCCACCGCCACAAGUAUGCCACCUUCAGGUGACUGGACACUUGGAUUCUGAGGGACAUAAUUAAGGGAGA